CAAAUUGUUAUUGUCAAAUGUCAAUGUCAAAAACAAUUUUCUUUGAUCGUCUCAGGAAAAACAAAAUUGGCUUACGAAUUUAUUGAAAUAAUUUUACUUGUUUAACUUUUUAGAAUAGGUUCUGCUAUUUAAAGUUAAACGAUGUCGCUAUCGCCAUUCUUUCGAUCUCCGUUUACGGAUAUUACUGGUGGCAUCGUGUCUCACCAGAUGCUAGGAGAAUGUCAGAAGCAGGAAAUGCAAUAUAUGGACUGCCUCGAAGCCUAUGGUCUCGAUCGCGGAAAAGUUAAAUGCGCUGAUUUAUUCAGCAAUUUCCAUGAGUGCCAGACCAAAACGCUUCAGUUCAAGAGAUUUAUGGCGAUCAGACGUGAAAGAGAAAGGCAGAUUGCAGAAGGAAAACUAAAAGGAGAUGAGAAAUUCUUGAAUCCUCGUAUAGAUGGUUUUUAACUGUCAAACUGAUUCCCGUACCAAGUUAUUUCAUUAAAUAGAAAAAAUUA
Molecule: messenger RNA, 494 nt
Organism: Aricia agestis (brown argus)
Lineage: Eukaryota; Metazoa; Arthropoda; Insecta; Lepidoptera; Lycaenidae
Gene: ND-15
Product: NADH dehydrogenase [ubiquinone] iron-sulfur protein 5
Exons: 3
Coding region: 142-444 (100 amino acids)
Source: RefSeq, a predicted model, not a curated record